This is a messenger RNA of Nanorana parkeri, 1666 nucleotides long. Its product is annotated as cytochrome P450 2C23-like. Gene Ontology annotation, cellular component: intracellular membrane-bounded organelle; cytoplasm. The record is from RefSeq and is a predicted model, not a curated record. The transcript has 9 exons. Bases 112 to 1590 code for a protein of 492 amino acids. NCBI's taxonomy places the organism in Eukaryota, Metazoa, Chordata, Amphibia, Anura, Dicroglossidae. Gene Ontology annotation, molecular function: heme binding; iron ion binding; oxidoreductase activity, acting on paired donors, with incorporation or reduction of molecular oxygen, reduced flavin or flavoprotein as one donor, and incorporation of one atom of oxygen. Gene Ontology annotation, biological process: xenobiotic metabolic process.
CUGUCAUUUAUAGGAUCAUGGCCAGACGAGCAAAGUUUCUGUUUACAUAUUCAUGUCUGCCCUAAGGUUCAGGGUGCCCUCCAGGACAGAUGUGGCAUUGACAAUAUAGACAUGGAACUUUCAUGGAUAGGGACGUUGAUCCUCCUCUUCUUUGUGACAAUUCUGGUAACAGUCUGGACGAGGAGGAACAGACAAUCCACAUUGCCACCCGGUCCAACUCCGCUGCCUCUUCUGGGAAACAUCCUGCAGAUCAAUUUCAAGGAUCUAGUCCAUGCCUUUGUGCAGCUUGGCUCUCGGUAUGGCCCGGUGUCCAUGGUUCAUCUGGGACGGAAGAAGGUGUUGGUGUUAAACGGUUAUGAUGUGGUGAGAGAAGCCUUCGUUGACAAAGGAGAGGCAUUCAAUGAUCGAGCUGAAUUAGCCAUGGCAGAUAUAGCUUUCAAGGGAUAUGGAGUUCUCUUUAGCAAUGGUGAGCGCUGGAAACAGAUGAGACGAUUUACCUUGAGCACCCUGAGGAAUUUUGGGAUGGGUAAAAGAAGCCUGGAGGAGCGGGUACAAGAGGAGGCCAAGUGUUUAGCAGAAGAGUUCCAGAAGAAAGGAGGGGCCCCAUUUGAUCCCACAUACCUCUUGAGCCUGGCUGUCUCCAACAUCGUCUGCUCUAUUGUUUUUAAUGAGCGUUUUGACUAUGAAGAUGAGGAGUUCCUGUCCAUGCUGGCCCUCAUAAAAGAGACAUUUAGAAUUGUAACUUCACCAUGGGCUCAGAUAUUUGCACUGGCGCCUCGUCUCUUCAUGUACUUCCCUGGUACCCACCACACAGUGUUCAGGAAUUUUGACAAGAUGACUGAAUUUGUGAUGAAGAAGAUCAGAAUGCAUGAGGCUACUCUGGAUGAGAACUGUCCCAGAGAUUACAUUGAUUGCUUCCUAAUAAAGAUGAGAGAGGAAAAGGACAACCUCAAUACAGAAUUUAACUUUAAAAAUUUGAUUGUCAAUGCCAUAAAUCUGUUUUUUGCUGGGGCGGAGACCUCAGGCACCACCCUGAGAUAUUCCUUACUCAUUCUGCUGAAAUACCCGGAUGUGAGAAAGAAGAUCCAAGAGGAAAUUGAUUGUGUGAUUGGCCAGAGUCGAUGUCCUUCAGUGGAGGAUAAAAUUAACAUGCCGUACACAGAUGCAGUGAUACAUGAGGUACAGAGAUUUGCUGAUAUCGUGCCCUUGGGGCUCCCACAUGCCACCAGCCAGGACACAAACCUCAGAGGCUACCACAUCCCAAAGGGUACUACUGUGUUUCCUAUGUUAACUACCGUCCUAAAAGAUAAGAAAUACUUCAGGAAUCCACAAAUGUUUGAUCCACAACAUUUUCUAGAUGAUGAGGGAAAGCUGAAGAAGAUUGAUGCCUUCAUCCCAUUCUCUGUAGGUAAGAGAAUCUGCCUUGGAGAGAGUCUUGCCAGGAUGGAGAUUUUCCUAUUUCUUACAUACAUUUUACAAAUGUUUGAUCUGCAAUGCAAUAUGAACACUGAAGAGAUUGACAUCUCUCCUGUGCCCAACAGUGGAAGCUUUAUUCCAAGACCUUACAUGAUCUCCAUGAGCCAACGCUAAGCUGCAAACCCAUACCUUCAACUUAAGAAGAUGUUCUCUUGGUAAUGAUCUCUGAUAUGCAGAGGACUGUUACCAA